AUGAAGCUGACAGUUGUCUUCACGCUUGUCACCCUGGCGCUUUGCUGCUACUCAGCUUCUGCUGUCCUGAGCGUGGCUGGCAGUCUUGUGUCAAACCUUGUGCCAAAUGUGAUGCCAAACCGGGUUCCCGUUCCUUUCAGCGUCCUCACUGAUCUGGUUGGAGGGGUACAGGGCUGUGUGAACCAGCUCACCCCCAAAGCGCUAUCUGCUCUUCAUAGGGUGCUGGUAAGUCCACCUUCUUUUUCUCCCAUUCUCAAAUUAAGGGAUACUGAACGUCCUGGGCUUCUCAGAGAUAACAACCCCGUCCGCGGCCCUGAUGGCAAAACACACACCAACAAAUGCGUCAUGUGUAGAAAUCUGAUGGCAAGUCAAGUAAAUAAUGGACUCACAGGUGGAGGAGAAAAUGUGAUCAGAGGCCCGACAGGAAAGGAUGACUGCAGUGAAUUUCUAUCACAAGUCAACGCUAAUGGAGAACUCACCUGCACAAAAGAGAAUGACCCCGUGCGUGACGCUUCUGGCCGGCAGCACAGCAACAAGUGCCUCAUGUGUGCAGAGAAGUUCAAAGAAGAUGCUCAAAAAGGCAUCCAGUUUGGUAGAAAUACGCAGCAACCAACUCUGAACAGCCUUGAUGGGAAGAGCACGUAUCAGAACAGCUGCAGCCAGUCUGGUGGGACCUCUCCCUGCUCUGCCAAUAGCCAGGCUGCUCAGGGCGAUAGCAGACCAAACUGCGGGUAUGGAGGGGACAUGUUCACAAUUCCCUCCUCUUCCUCCUCCUGGCUUUCUGCCUUCAGCACAUAA
Caretta caretta (loggerhead turtle) is the source of this 798-nucleotide messenger RNA. Lineage: Eukaryota; Metazoa; Chordata; Testudines; Cheloniidae. The record is from RefSeq and is a predicted model, not a curated record.